AUGGCGACGAGACAAGUUAGAGAUGAUCCUCCGGUCCACGUCAAGAAGAACCGUCGCGCUCUUUGGGACAUCGGAAACAUCACUUCUAUUCCCCGAGUCCAAGGAGGAAAGAUCAAUCAUCGCCCCUUGACCUGUAACUUCCGUGCCAAGUUACUAGAAAACGCACAAGCUGCUAACAAAAAGCAGAUCAGUGUGGACAAAGCCUCUGUUCUUGAUGAGAAACCAGAAGCUGUAAAGGCGUUCAGAUAUACAAACGAGGUUGCAAAAGCUAAAAAGGAUAAGAAGAAAGUGACUCACUCUUCUAUACUUAACGCACUAAGCAAGGCUGCUUCUUCCAAGACUCGUGAUAUUGACUCUGUCGACAAAGACAAUGAUCUUGCCGCUUUGGAGUAUGUUGAGGACAUGUACACUUUCUACAAACAAGUUGAGAAUGAGAGCAAGCCUCAGAUAUACAUGCAAACACAGCCUGAGAUUAAUGAGAAGGAGACAAAUGGUUAUAUAAAAAAUUAA
Messenger RNA from Brassica napus (rape), 510 nucleotides. RefSeq names its product cyclin-B1-3-like. The record is from RefSeq and is a predicted model, not a curated record. The transcript has 7 exons. The coding region runs from base 1 to 510 and encodes 169 amino acids. Lineage: Eukaryota; Viridiplantae; Streptophyta; Magnoliopsida; Brassicales; Brassicaceae.